CCGGCGCUCGGCCCACCGGAGCCCUCGGCCUGCGCGGAUGCCGUGGCGGACCUGAGCGCCGGGCGAGCCCCGGGGCCGGACGUGCGCCCCGAGAGUGCCUGGGCGCUUGCCCCGGGCCCGGGAACCGCUUACCUCCUGCCGGACCAUGUAUGCUGCCGGGACCCCGACCCCGACCGGCAGCUGCCAGAGCUCGGCCCGCUUCUUUCCUGGACUAAAGAGCCAGAGGAUUACGGACCCCCGGUUUGCCCGGAGAGCGCCUCUCUCCGCGUGCAGGGUUUCAGGCACAGCCAGCACGUGAGGGGCGAGGUCGACUUCUUCCCUGCCUUCCCCUCGCCCGCGGUGGGCGAGCUGCCGCUGGAUGUGGGUCCCGGGGACCCGGACCGGCCCUCGGACUUCAGCCAGACCUGCCCCCUAACGAGCGAGCCCGCGGCGUGUCCGGAGGACGGCCCCCGCCUUCGAGCCGUGUUCGACGCCCUGGACGGCGAUGGGGACGGCUUCGUCCGCAUCGAGGACUUCGUCCAGUUCGCCACGGUCUACGGCGCAGAGCAGGUGAAGGACUUAACAAGAUACUUGGACCCCUGCGGGCUUGGUGUGAUCAGUUUUGAGGACUUCUAUCGAGGGAUCACCGCGAUCAGGAACGGAGAGUCCGAUGGCCAGCUGUGCGGGGUUGCGCCUGCUCAGGACGAGGAGCCGCCCGCCUGCCCCGAUGAGUUUGAUGACUUCGCUACCUUUGAGGCCAACGAGGUGACAGACAGCGCAUACAUGGGGUCUGAGAGCACCUACAGUGAGUGUGAGACCUUCACCGAUGAGGACACAGGCACCCUGGUGCACCCUGAGCUGCAGACUGAAGGGGAUGCAGACAGCGCGGGUGGCUCAGCUGUGCCCUCCGAGUGCCUGGACGCCAUGGAGGAUCCCGGCCACGGCGCUCUGCUGCUGCUCCCGGGCAGAUCCCACCUGCACAGCCAGUCCGCCGUCGCGGUGAUAGGCGGCGAGGAGCAUUUCGAGGACUAUGGGGAAGGCAGUGAGGCAGAGCUGUCCCUGGAGACCCUCUGCAACGGGGAGCAUGGCUGCAGAGACCCCGCUUUCCCCACCCCCAGCACCGACCCGCUUGCCGCAAAGCUGCACAGCAUCCUCACUGAUGAGGCUUUUGAGUUUUACUGUAGCCAGUGCCACAAACAAAUCAACCGCCUCGAGGAUCUUUCUGCUCGCCUGAAUGAUCUUGAAAAGAAUAGUCCAGCGAAACGGCUCUCCAGCAGGAAGGUGGCAAGUGUUAGGGGCUCAGGACCCAGCAGAAGCGGAGGUGAAGGUCAUCAGCCCUCCUCUGCACUUGUCCCCACCAUCCCCCUUGUAGAGGCGAGUCCAGACUCCAGGGAACGUGAUGUUUGUUCCAGACCACACGUUGAUUACAAGUUUAACGUUGCUUUCCUCCUCCCCUCCACCCAUGUUCCACCCCGAAGACGCUACAGGGGCACAGUGGGCUGGGAAUGCAGGCUGUCUGACCUCCUGAUUCUGAAGCCACUGGUCACUCCCAAGGUUGUCUUCCUGGAGAAGAGGGUGUCGGAGCUGGAGAAGGACACUGCUGCCAACGGGGAGCAGCACAGCCGGCUAAGGCAGGAGAACCUCCAGCUUGUGCACAGAGCCAACGCCCUCGAGGAGCAGCUGAAGGAGCAGGAGCUGAGAGCCUGUGAGAUGGCGCUGGAGGAGGCACGGAGGCACCGAGAGCUCUUGUGCAAGAUGGAGCGGGAGCGGAGCAUCGAGGUGGAGAGCCUGCAGGCCAGGCUGCAGCAACUGGACGAGGAGAAUGGGGAGCUGAGGUCCUGCACGCCCUGUCUGAAGGCCAACAUUGAGCGCCUGGAGGAGGAGAAGCAGAAAUUGCUGGAUGAGAUCGAGGAGUUGUCCCUGCGGCUCAGUGACGAGCAGGAGAACAGGAGGAAGCUGGGGGACAGGCUGAGUCACGAGAGGCACCAGUUCCAGAGGGACAAGGAGGCGACCCAGGAGCUGAUCGAGGACCUGCGCAAGCAGCUGGAGCACCUGCAGCUUUUCAAGCUGGAGGCGGAGCAGCGGAGGGGCCGGGGCAGCAGCGUGGGCCUGCAGGAGUACCACAGCCGUACCCGUGAGAGCGAGCUGGAGCAGGAGGUCCGCAGGCUGAAGCAGGAUAACCGUAACCUGAAGGAGCAGAAUGACGAGCUCAACGGGCAGAUCAUCAACCUGAGUAUCCAGGGCGCCAAGAACCUCUUCUCCACGUCCUUCUCGGAGUCCCUGGCUGCAGAGAUCAGCUCCGUCUCCCGAGAUGAGCUCAUGGACGCCAUUCAGAAGCAGGAGGAGAUAAACUUCCGCCUGCAGGAUUACAUUGACCGGAUCAUUGUGGCCAUCAUGGAGACCAACCCAUCCAUCCUGGAGGUCAAAUAAAGGCAGGAAGGCCCAGCCUGCUGGGCCCAGGACCCCACCUGCAUCCAGGAGAUGGCCACGGCACACACACGGCUGAGACCAGCAUCUGGGCUGGGGCGCAAUGACGGGUCUGCAGAGGGAGAAGGAACGGGAGCCCUGGGACCAGGGGCCCACGCAGGAGAGGGUGGGGCUGGGUCCGCUGUCUGCAGAGAUGCGGAGACGACGUCUCAGGCUCAAGUGAGCCCUUCUGGGCGCUCCGUCCCGUGGGGCAGACCUCUCUGCUGACCUAUCCAUCAGGGAAGAAAGGAAGGAUACGUCCCCACCGGGGUGCUAUGGCAUGCGUCUGCUCAGAGGCCCUCACCUGGACGGCACAGCAGCCCCAGGACCCUCUCGCCAGACGUGGUGGUGUGGGAAGUACAGGCAGGCAAGGCGGUGCGUGUCCGGGUCUGGCUAGGAGCUGCAGGGGUCCCGGCUUUCCUGGGGCUGUGUCUACCAUCGCCCAUCCAGACGGGUACUUCAGUCCAGUGUCAGACCCUUGCUGCAGUAACCCCCCCCCCCGUGGGGGCUGGGGCAGGAGCCUCCACUCUGAAAUCAGGACUUGAGAGUCCCCCCAUGUGGAGCAUGCUCCCUGGACAGGGUGGGUGUCCCUGGCCUCUCUGACCCCAGGUACGGGCAGCGUCCUGGUGAGAAACUGCCUCCCCAUCGCUGUGGCCUCCCAGCCUCCCAGAGCACCCCCCUCCCUGGGCAGAUCUCAGCUGUCCCGGGUGAGUCCCGGUUUCCUAGGCAGAGUCCACGUGUCUGGAAGUCGUUGAAGUGGCCGUCCUUCACCGAGCUGGGUUUUUGCAGGAGGCCGGGCUGUAUAGGUUCUCUCCAUACACGGAUCAGGAGCAGGAACAAGGCCCUCCCGGCAGCUUGGGGUUCCUUUAAGGAAGCCAUUGCCUGGCUCUCUGCCCCCACUGCCAGGCAGCACACCGCCGUGGGGGCUGCUGGGCCUGCCUCCACCCUGAGCCUGAGCACUGGCCUGGAGCCUCUGGGUGCUCCUGGGUGGGUCAAGACCCCGCACACAGACUGGCCACUGCUGUGUGCGGUGUGUGUGAGAGGGUGUGUGUGCGUGCGCGUGCGUGUGUGUGCGUGUUGCCCUGCGUCCCUCCAUCCUCCCUGUGGUCCACCUUCUACGCUAAGAUUUAAGAUGUUGCCUCGUAUUGUACAUUUUGGGGAAAGCCUUGGGUGUAAAUCAGUGUAAACUUGGAGGAGAGAUUUUUCUAUCAUGUAGAGUAGGUAUUUUUUAUAGAUUGAAGGUUGAUCAAUUUUUUAAUACUUCCAAGAGAGAAAACUAUCUGUGUAUACACAUAAAAUAUAUAUAUGUAUGAUAAUAAAUACUGGAACUCUA
Messenger RNA from Ailuropoda melanoleuca (giant panda), 3778 nucleotides. It is a transcript of the gene RAB11FIP3, whose product is annotated as RAB11 family interacting protein 3. Gene Ontology annotation, biological process: regulation of cytokinesis; endocytic recycling. NCBI's taxonomy places the organism in Eukaryota, Metazoa, Chordata, Mammalia, Carnivora, Ursidae. Gene Ontology annotation, cellular component: midbody; cleavage furrow; recycling endosome membrane. The annotation marks the transcript as partial. Gene Ontology annotation, molecular function: calcium ion binding. The record is from RefSeq and is a predicted model, not a curated record. The transcript has 15 exons.